AUGGUGAUCAUUUCUGUUGAUCAGUCUUCAUUCUCAAGUCCAAUAUCGCCUACGACAUCUAUCGAAUCUGAGAAAAGCUGGAGAGUUUCGGGUGUACCGAAUGGGGUUGCCAAAGACAUUGAUGCUGAGGCCCUCCAAUCUCAAGAUGCAAAGCCCAGGUAUUCUACAACCAUUACCAGCUCCCCAACAGCAGGCGUUCAAGAAAUGUAUGAAAAUAGAUAUAAGCUGCUGUUAGAUGAUAACCGUUUCCUUCAAGACAGUCUGAAGAGAGAGCAGCAGGCGCGAGAGGAGAUUGCAAAGUUGAUGAGGGAAGAAUGUGGAGGUUUGAGCCAUCAGAUCAAGAUGUGUAUGGAGGAGAAACGGAUCACUGAAAACAAUCUUGCUGAAGCAAGAUUGGAAAUCGAAAGGCUGAAGGACUUCCAGCACACCCUCAAGGCAGAGGUUGAUCUAAAGGAUCAAAAGAUUGGAGAUUUGCUAGAGCGGAUCAAAGAGCAUGAUGCAGCUCAUAAUCUGAUCGAGGAGGAGAAGUCUAUGGACGAAUUGAUGGUUGAACGGAAAAAGUCUGAUAGCUUCAGCUCAAAAUGGAUGGCUGAGAAGGAAAUCAGUCAUUCAUUGUCCCUAAAGAUUGCGGAGUUACAAAGAGAUCAAUAUUCUCAUCAAGCUGAAAUUCAAACGCUCAAACAGUCGUUGGUUGAAGUGAAGAACCAAGCUCGGGGAGACAAGUGCUCAUAA
This is a messenger RNA of Guillardia theta CCMP2712, 732 nucleotides long. RefSeq lists its product as hypothetical. NCBI's taxonomy places the organism in Eukaryota, Cryptophyceae, Pyrenomonadales, Geminigeraceae. The transcript has 7 exons. The record is from RefSeq and is a predicted model, not a curated record. Bases 1 to 732 code for a protein of 243 amino acids.